This is a messenger RNA of Ramularia collo-cygni, 2409 nucleotides long. RefSeq lists its product as uncharacterized. Bases 1 to 2409 code for a protein of 802 amino acids. The record is from RefSeq and is a predicted model, not a curated record. Gene Ontology annotation, cellular component: nucleus. The transcript is spliced from 5 exons. Lineage: Eukaryota; Fungi; Ascomycota; Dothideomycetes; Mycosphaerellales; Mycosphaerellaceae.
AUGAAGCAGUCCCCUGGGCUGACAAAACGGCCAUCAGGCGAUCUUCUCUGUAGCCUUGCACCAUCUCGCUGGGGGAGUACUCGAAAGUUUCGGCGCCAGCACUCGAGUCGUUUAUCGGGAGGAUCAUCUGCAGUCAGCAGCAGUAAUCGAACAUCGGCGCCUGGAGAAGAGAAAGCGCUGCAGCAGGAGGGCCGCAGUACAAACAAUCAUCCAGAACAUCAGUCUGGUCUCAACUCCAAUCCUCCCGCUCUGCGCACGUCGCAAAGUACCCAUGGAUCGAUCCAUCAUCCUAGGGGCACUAACAGAAACAGAGAAGCUUUCAUCCAUCGGCCCGGCACUGACGAUUCGAAAUGCUCCACAACUUCUGGCGACGAUUUCAGAGCUAGUCAGCGGAGUCCCACACCGGAUGAGGAUAUGAAGGAGGAGGUCUCGCAAGAAUCGGACUUUGAGCCUUUCGACGACGAUUUACUGCGACCAUUGCGCUAUUCUCAGGUUGCGGAAAUGGCGAGUCUGUUUCCCAUUCCUGUAAAGUCCAGCGGCUUUAGCAUUGGUAGCGACGGUACUCGUAAAGAGCGCAGGCUUCGCGCUCUCUCCCCCCAACACUCCAUAUCAUCCCUACCAAGACCAUCAUCUGCACUUUCAAAGUCGCCAAAGAAGACUGCAGCGUCAAUAUUCAGCUUCGAAUCUCAAGCGGGAAGUGAUCGGACCGCCCCAUUAUCUCCAGGACUUCCUUCACCAUCUACCUCUGACUUCUCACACAGCUUGAAAAGCUCAACCACCUUGUCCAAAAAGCUGUUGGCGGAUUUACAUGAUAAUUCGCGGGCCAACGGCGAUACGCUGAAAGCCGAAACCAAUGGCGAGGACGGUUCUGAUUUCCGGAAUGGCCUAAAACACGCCCCAAGCUCCAGAUCUACAAUAGUACCAGGAAUCUACUCUCUAGAGCGUCGUACGGAAGAGCUCUACAGCGCCGAGCAUUUGGAAUUCAUCUUGGGAGAUGAUGAGUUUCUCCACAAGUUCACACAGUUCUUGCGCAUCUACAGGCCCUCGAGAGAACCCAUUCUUGCACACUAUUUAAGCGCCAAGAAAGCCAUUCAAGCACUUGCAUAUGCCAACGCACUGACUGCAUUACUGGCUGAACGGAAACUUCCGUAUAAAUGUCUCCUUCACCCACCUUCCGGCGUCAGGAACAUGGAACUGGAUCUUGCCGCCAAGCAGGCAUUUGAUGAGCUUCUGAAGGAUGACCUGCAUUAUUACAUUGCUCAUAUCUGGACCGACUCGAUAAGUGCUCUGAUCAAACAGAGAAUCACAGGAACUCUAGCACCAUACAUUCGCGAAUCGCAUGCUGGACUGGGAGAGGUGUUUGUCAUUGCUGAUCCACGUAGAGAAGACUGUCCGAUCAUAUUCGCCUCGGAGAUGUUUGCUUCACAUACAGGUUUCAGUCUGGAAUACAUCAUCGGGAGGAAUUGUCGAUUUUUACAAGGACCGCGUACCACUACAGAUUCCGUGCGACGUUUUGCGAUUUCCAACAAGGAAGCCAAGGAUCAUACGGAGAUACUUCUCAACUAUCGAGGGGAUGGGACUCCUUUUCUCAGCAUGGUAAUGAACACGCCAUUAUUGGACAGCUUCGGCAAGGUCAGAUAUUUUCUCGGUGCACAGGUGGACGUCUCUGGCCUGCUGCAAGAUUGCACUGGCCYGGAGAGUCUGAGCAGACUUCUUGAAAAGCGAAACGAGCAUCGAAACGACAGCGUGCAAGAUGAUGGUGAUGGGCAUGGGCCUGAUCAGUAUGCCACCCUGAAGAAUCUGUGUCAGAAAUUCACCGCGGCAGAGCUUGCCAUAAUAAACAAGGAGAGUCAAACCUUCAAUCGGAAAGAGUACAUGCCGGAUGAUGCAGCUCCGCGACGCAAGAUCUCGAUUGAAAAACGACUCUUCCUCGCCGAUGGGAGCGAAUCCGACUCGGAAGAUCAAAGCGAGUCAACAAUACUGUACCCGGAGCAUCCUCCCGCAGAACGACCAAUAUCGACCGGAAAAUUGCCAGGCGCGUACAAAGACUAUCUACUCCUCMGACCCGCCCCCUAUCUCCGCAUCCUCUUCUCCUCCCCAUCAAUCCGUGAGCCAGGUUUACUCCAAACCCCUUUCCUAAACCGUAUCGGCGGAAGCAAGCGAACACGACGAGGUCUCGGCUCAGCACUCAAAGCCUCACAACCAGUCACAGCGCGAGUCCGAUGGUUACGAGCCGCGAAUGAGAAUGGUGAAGGCGAAGGAAUUACUCGCUGGUUACAUUGUACCCCUCUGUUGAAUUCUUCUAAUCAGGUGGGUAUGUGGAUGGUGGUUAUUGUGCAGCCGGAAAAGGAGAUUGCUGAGUCGGUGUAUUCUGAUAAGUCGAGUCGGACGACUAUUCGGAGUGGAUGA